AUGUUACAAAUAUUUCUAUCACAAGGGACCAUCGGCUUAGUGGACCAAGCAUUGAUUUGGGUAUUCCGAUGGAUGGUGACGCUAAUUUUUUCGAUUAGUUUGUGUCAUUACUUUGGUUGGAUCGAACGAUGGAUUUGGUGGAAAUUGGAAGACGAAGCAUCCAAGGUUUUGAAUCGCGCUAAAGUUACAGUAGGAAGCUUCCGCUUGAAUUUCGACGAAAUACUGCAAGGAAAAUUGACAAUCUUUGUAAGCAAUGUCAUUAUUCAUACCCCGCAUCGUGAGGAAUGGGGAUGGGAGUCGCCUUUGGUGGCUCGAAUAGGCAAUGCAAAAGUGGAGUGCAACGCCCCUAUUACCAUAUUCCACCUCGUUUUCUUCAAGCAACAGCUGCCUAUUGAGCUAUAUACUGUGAUAUUGGCCGACGUUCAGGUUUUUGUGGAACGCUACGAAUCUGUGUUUAACGUAUAUUUGAUGGAUCCAUGUUGCAUACUGCCGCCUGCGCCGUUCGAACAUGGAAGAGAGGCGACGAAACCAGAUAGCCCUAGAGUCGACGAUAUGUCAGUUAGUGAGCACCUACCUACGCCAUCCUUUGCCAGCGACAGAGGAGAUGAUCGUCAUCAUGAAGAGGCUCAAAAAUUGGUGGACGAAAUGCUCGAGUCAGUUGAGACUCUAGGUCGGGCCGCGAGACAAGGGACCUUUUCACAAACUGUUAGACAACAAGGCCUUGAAUUGGCCGACAGAAUACGGGAAGGCCUUGGCAAGGAGAGCCGUUCUAAUGCUGAAACGAAGCAGCAAUUGGCAGAUGGUGUCAGUGUACUCCGGACGGCUGGAAAGGUGGCUGUGAAUUGUCUGCAGUCGGCUCCGCAGCUUAUAGUACCAGAGCGGUUGGCCUCAGCCUCAAAACCCCCUCCACUAUGCCGGGUUGGAAGGAUUGUUCUCAAGGAUAUAAGACUAUUUACGAGAAAUAAUUGGAUUCAGCUACAAGAUGAGGAUACGGCUACUGGUGGUACUCCCAGCAAUUCCAACAACAAGGUCGGGUGGAACAAACCGAUUUUCAUUGAAAAUAUGAUUGUUCGCGCCUCUGAAAUGUGUCCUCCCAUGUCUCGGAAGGACAAGGACGAGCUUCCCGCUGUGUAUCAAACGAUCGACAAGGUCAUUGAGAUUGUUUGGAGACGAUUGUUGACAGAGAUUGCCAAAUCGAAUACAGGGAAGCUAUUUUCGACGGCAUUGUUUGAAGUUCUGGAUCUGAUGAAAACCAGUGCAAUCGGGAACAGCGCUCCAACAAGCACAUCGACAGAUGCCACUCCCAAAGCAGGUUGA
Molecule: messenger RNA, 1317 nt
Organism: Cylindrotheca closterium
Lineage: Eukaryota; Bacillariophyta; Bacillariophyceae; Bacillariales; Bacillariaceae
Source: the annotation of a GenBank genome assembly